This is a messenger RNA of Eruca vesicaria subsp. sativa (arugula), 618 nucleotides long. The record is from the annotation of a GenBank genome assembly. Lineage: Eukaryota; Viridiplantae; Streptophyta; Magnoliopsida; Brassicales; Brassicaceae.
AUGAUGGAUACUCUAUCUAGAUGUUUCAACGGACUUCAAGAAAGAUGCGAGAGCGUUCUAGAAGCAAAAACAAUUUACAGAGACGACUUAGACAUAACGUUGCCUCUCAAUGCAUCAGAGGUUUCAGUAGAACCCACCAAGAAGUCUCGUUGCUUGGAGAGAGCCAAGAGGAUUGACAAAUCCCUGAGGUUCGAAGAGGAAGAGGAAGAGAUGGCAAAUCCACUGGACAAGAAAGAAGGUCAAAAGCCACGUAAGGUUGUGAGGUUUCAGUUAGAGAAUAAUAAAAUCAUCGAGCCGAAGAAGCCGGUGAAGUUCGAUCUUGAUCAAGAACUUGAACCAGAGGAGAAGCCGCUGGAGGAGAAAGAGGGUUUAAAUAUAGUUAAAAGAAAGGAGGAGGUUGUGAGGAUUAAGAUCAAGAUGACAAAGCAUGAAGCUCAAAGGCUACUAGGGAAAUGCAAAAACGAUAGUGUUUUGGAUUUCGAGCAUGUGGUGGACCAGAUAACACACGUCCCGGUUCAUCAGCUUCAAGUCUCUGUGGUUAUGGUUGCUUCUCUCAAAGAAAAGCAGAAUGUAGCAUUGAAUAAACGAGACCGCCAAGGACGUAUCAUCAUUGUUUAG